This is a messenger RNA of Tupaia belangeri chinensis (Chinese tree shrew), 2499 nucleotides long. RefSeq names its product plakophilin-3. The record is from RefSeq and is a predicted model, not a curated record. Gene Ontology annotation, cellular component: plasma membrane; cytoplasm; adherens junction. Gene Ontology annotation, molecular function: protein binding. Gene Ontology annotation, biological process: cell-cell adhesion. NCBI's taxonomy places the organism in Eukaryota, Metazoa, Chordata, Mammalia, Scandentia, Tupaiidae. The coding region runs from base 164 to 2206 and encodes 680 amino acids. The transcript has 14 exons.
UGGGCAGGCUCCUGUCUCCUGGCCGGCUCUGGGCGCGGCCAGCGGGGAGGGGACUUCUCCGGGGACAGGGCCUCAAGGGACAAGACGGUGAAGACAGUUCAGGCUGGAGGCUACCGCCGGAGAGGUCCAGGCCAGACGGGCCCGGCCAGGCACGCCGGCCGCCAUGCAGGACGGUAACUUCCUGCUGUCGGCCCUGCAGCCUGAGGCUGGCGUGUGCUCCCUCGCACUGCCCUCGGACCUGCAGCUGGACCGCCGGGGCGCUGAGGGGCCGGAGGCCGAGCGGCUACGGGCAGCCCGAGUCCAGGAGCAGGUUCGUGCCCGCCUCCUGCAGCUGGGCCAGCAGCCACGGCACAAUGGAGCCGUUGAGGCGGAAGGCACGGCCCCGGUGGCCAGAGGCACGUCCAGAGCGCAGUACCACACCCUGCAGUCUGGCUUCAGCUCCCGCUCCCAGGGCCUGAGCGGGGACAAGACCUCGACCUUCCGGCCCAUCGCCAAGCCAGCCUAUAGUCCAGGCUCCUGGUCCUCCCGCUCAGCUGUGGACCUGAGCGGCAACCGGAGGCUCAGCUCCGCCCCCAACGGCGGCAGUGCCUUUGGGGCUGUGGGGUACGAGGGCGCCCAGCCCAGCCCCGCCAUGCCCGCCCGGCCCAUGUCCUUCCACGAGCGGGGCGGGGCCCUGCCGGACACUGGCCCCCUGCCAGACAUGCGUGGGCUGGACAGCUACAUGGGCCACCGCACUCUGCAAAGGCUCAGCAGCGGCUUCGAUGAUAUCGACCUGCCUUCCGCAGUCAAGUACCUCAUGGCCUCAGACCCCAACCUGCAGGUGCUGGGCGCCGCCUACAUCCAGCACAAGUGCUACAGUGACGCCGCGGCCAAGAAGCAGGCCCGCAGCCUUCAGGCAGUGCCUAGGCUGGUGAAGCUCUUCAACCACGCCAACCAGGAGGUGCAGCGUCACGCCACGGGCGCGAUGCGCAACCUCAUCUAUGACAACGCGGACAACAAGCUGGCCCUGGUGGAGGAGAACGGUAUCUUCGAGCUGCUGCGGACGCUGCGUGAGCAGGAUGAUGAGCUACGCAAGAACGUCACAGGGAUCCUGUGGAACCUGUCGUCCAGCGAUCACCUGAAGGACCGUCUGGCACGGGACACACUGGAGCAGCUCACGGACCUGGUGCUGAGCCCCCUGUCGGGGUCCGGCGGCCCCCCGCUCAUCCAGCAGACCGCCUCUGAGGCCGAGAUCUUCUACAACGCCACAGGCUUCCUCAGGAACCUCAGCUCAGCCUCUCAGGCCACUCGCCAGAAGAUGCGCGAGUGCCACGGGCUGGUGGACACCCUGGUCACCUACAUCAACCAUGCCCUGGAAGUGGGCAAGUGCGAGGACAAGAGUGUGGAGAACGCCGUGUGCGUGCUGAGGAACUUGUCCUACCGCCUGUACGACGAGAUGCCGCCCUCGGCCCUGCAGCGGCUGGAGGGCAGGGGCCGCAGGGACCUGGCGGGGGCGCCGCCUGGCGAGGUGGUGGGCUGCUUCACGCCGCAGAGCCGGCGGCUGCGCGAGCUGCCACUCACAGCUGACACGCUCACCUUUGCUGAGGUGUCCAAGGACCCCAAAGGCCUGGAGUGGCUGUGGAGCCCCCAGAUCGUGGGGCUCUACAACCGGCUGCUGCAGCGCUGUGAGCUCAACAGGCACACGACCGAGGCGGCCGCAGGGGCCCUACAGAACAUCACCGCGGGCGACCGCAGGUGGGCAGGCGUGCUGAGCCGCCUGGCGCUGGAGCAGGAGCGCAUCCUGAACCCCCUGCUGGACCGUGUCCGGACCGCUGACCACCACCAGCUGCGCUCACUGACGGGUCUCAUCCGAAACUUGUCCCGGAACGCCAGGAACAAGGACGAGAUGUCUACAAAGGUGGUGAGCCACCUGAUCGAGAAGCUCCCUGGCAGUGUGGGUGAGAAGUGUCCCCCAGCCGAGGUGCUGGUCAACAUCAUAGCUGUGCUCAACAACCUGGUGGUGGCCAGCCCCAUCGCAGCCCGAGACCUGCUCUACUUCGAUGGGCUUCGAAAGCUCAUCUUCAUCAAGAAGAAGAGAGACAGCCCUGACAGCGAGAAGUCCUCCCGGGCAGCCUCCAGCCUCCUGGCCAACCUGUGGCAGUACAACAAGCUCCACCGGGACUUCCGGGCGAAAGGCUAUCGCAAGGAGGACUUCCUGGGCCCAUAGGCGAGGCCUCCUGGAGGAGCAGAAGGUGAUGUGGCCUGCCUCCGAGGACCAGGCUCGGUCCAGGCUGCUUGCCAGCCUAGCCUGAAGAAGGCCGAUGCCCAAGGGGCUUCUCACUGGAGCCCUGUGUGCACCUUCAAGGGGCCUGGGCCACAAGGAGGGGACAGAGGCUUGGAGCUGGGGACUUGGCUUCUGCAGGGCAGGGGGUGGGGCAGGGCUUGAGGCUGCUCUGGUGCAUGGGGUGGUGAGCUGGUCACUUUGGCAGAGGUAAGGCUGCCGGAGACCUGGCAGUGCCU